GUGCAACCCAACUGCGACGAAUGAGAGCACACGUUGAUGAUUUCGAGAAACCCCAAAUAUAGGAGGCCCGCGCUUUAGGGCCGCAAUGAAGUUUGUCGGCCUUGCGGCAGUAGUGUGCUUAAUUCUACCCUUGAUUCAUAGCCUUCCCCACGCGGCGCACGAUGACUGCCCUCAGGCAAACACAUCUAUACCCCUUCGCAUUCUUCCCCUUGGCGACUCGAUAACCUGGGGUUGGCAGCCUGCACAUCAGCAGGAUGGCACCAAUGGGUAUCGCACGCAGCUGCUCUCCGACCUCCUCGCAGCCAACUAUCAUAAUGUAGACUUCGUCGGAACCCAACGUUCCGGCUCCAUGCUCAAUAACGAGAAUGAAGGGCACUCAGGCUUCACAAUCAGUCAGAUACACAAUGUGAUGGGUCCAGGGCUGGCGCUAAGGCCAAAUGUCGUGCUGCUGCAUGCUGGCACUAAUGAUCUGAACAGGCCCGAGAGUACAGCGGAGACCUGGGCGGAUGCACCGAAGCGCUUGGCCAGCGUGAUUGACGACGUGUUGAAAGCCUGUCCGGAUGCUGUUGUUAUCGUGGCCAAGAUUAUACAGGCGACAAAUGUGCAGACGGCGAGCAAUUUGAAGGCCUUCAAUGAGGCUAUACCCGGUGUGGUGGAGGAGAGGGUCAAGAAGGGGUCCAAGGUAACGGUUGUAGAUCAGAGUGUGGUUGGGGUGGAUGAGUUAGUUGAUGGACUGCAUCCGACUGAUGCUGGAUAUGCUCAUAUGGGGGACGUCUGGUUUCAAGGCGUCAAGGCGGCGAGCGAGGAAGGACUCAUCACGCCGCCUGUGUGAAACGCGUUCGAAUGGCUUGAGCUGUUAGCUUAAUACAGUUCUCAAUUGGUCUGUCUACCAAUUCAGGCUUCUCUCAACGUUUUGAGUUGUGUGGAAGACGCCGAAAGAUAUCGACUACUCUCUGAGUGUAAUAAGCGGGAUGUCUGACUUGCUACCAGCAUAAGAAGCAUCUCCAGUACGGAUGUGCUUGAUUCAAGCUUGACAUUAGCUUUCCUC
Cucurbitaria berberidis CBS 394.84 is the source of this 1048-nucleotide messenger RNA. RefSeq names its product carbohydrate esterase family 3 protein. The transcript is spliced from 3 exons. Lineage: Eukaryota; Fungi; Ascomycota; Dothideomycetes; Pleosporales; Cucurbitariaceae. Bases 86 to 832 code for a protein of 248 amino acids. Gene Ontology annotation, molecular function: phosphatidylcholine lysophospholipase A1 activity. The record is from RefSeq and is a predicted model, not a curated record.